AUGUCAGUGAAACAUACUGCUUUUCCAGAUUCUCAGUUGAAUGGUUCACUUGAUUCCACUAACAAUCCGCACUUAAUUUCAAGGAUCAAAUACAUGCAAUAUGGUGAAUCUUUUUCAAAAUCAUUGCAACAGCCAAUACCAGAAAAUCUAUCGAAUUUGGAGAAAGUGGGUGAAAGCAGUGUUGUUGAACGCUAUUUGAAAUUGAAUAUUUUCACUUUAAAUUACUUAAAUUGCCAUCGCAGAUUUUGGAUGUCAUCUCGUUUCGUUAAAAUCCAGCCGGUUUUCUGUAUGGUUGUGAAACCAUUGAAAGCUGUUACCAAAAAGCAGUGGGCAAUUACAUUACGCAUAAUUGACGAAACUAAUAAAAGUCUUGAAUGCAUUCUUGAUAAUGCUCUUAUAAUUGGUCUGCUCGGCUUCACGUAUGAAGAUUGUGAGUCAGCUAUUGCGGCAAAUGAUAAAGUUCGAUUGAAUAUGUUUAGAAAUAGAGCAUUGGGGCUCUAUGAUAUAUUCAAACGUCUCGAUUUGUUAAUGACCAUCGAAUUGUCACCGAAAUUCAAUGUAAUUGCUAUUGUUCAUAAUAUAAGUAAUCUGGCUUCAGCUCUUGACUUAUGCUAA
Dracunculus medinensis (Guinea worm) is the source of this 615-nucleotide messenger RNA. The record is from the annotation of a GenBank genome assembly. Lineage: Eukaryota; Metazoa; Nematoda; Chromadorea; Rhabditida; Dracunculidae.